AUGGAGUUAUUUUCCAUUUCAGGCUUUGCUAGAGCUGGUCCUUUAGCCCUCUUCCCAGUGUCAACCGAGAGGGUGAUCACCUGUGACAGCCUCGACAAUGUACAACGCCUGAGCUGUGAGAAUGGAGUGAUCAUUGUGCAGUCAGUUCUGUACGGAAGGACAGAUGCAGAAACCUGCAGUGAGGGGAGACCUGCAGAACAGCUUAAAAAUACACAAUGUUCCCAGGUUGGCGCCCUGAAGGUUGUCAAGAGCAGAUGUGAUGGUCAGAAGGUAUGUGAAAUAAAUACAAACCUCUUCCGUACUUCUGAUCCGUGCUACGGCAUUUACAAAUACGUGGACACCACCUACGCCUGCUUCCCAGCCAUCCACAGUGUGACAUGUGAGGAUUCUCUGGCAAACCUUCAGUGCGGUGAAGGACAGGUUUUACUUAUUCACAGAGCUGAUUACGGACGUCGUGAUGCAACUACAUGCUCUUUCAAUCGUCCAGCCUCUCAGCUCCAAAAUGUCCAAUGCUCAAAGCAAAUAAACAAAGUAGCCGAGAGCUGUAACGGGAAAAGCAGCUGUACUGUCAAAGUGAGCGGCUCUGUGUUUGGAGACCCAUGUUAUGGCACCUACAAGUACCUGGAGGUGGCUUACAGCUGUCACUUUGCAGAUGAAAGCUGAAUGCAGCUGAAUGGAGGAAAUCACUGACAUCAAAUACUAUCAGC
Neolamprologus brichardi is the source of this 707-nucleotide messenger RNA. RefSeq names its product L-rhamnose-binding lectin CSL2-like. Gene Ontology annotation, molecular function: carbohydrate binding. NCBI's taxonomy places the organism in Eukaryota, Metazoa, Chordata, Actinopteri, Cichliformes, Cichlidae. The record is from RefSeq and is a predicted model, not a curated record.